Malurus melanocephalus (red-backed fairy wren) is the source of this 2339-nucleotide messenger RNA. Its product is annotated as pancreatic lipase-related protein 2-like. Gene Ontology annotation, molecular function: triacylglycerol lipase activity; protein binding. Gene Ontology annotation, biological process: lipid metabolic process. The transcript has 14 exons. The record is from RefSeq and is a predicted model, not a curated record. NCBI's taxonomy places the organism in Eukaryota, Metazoa, Chordata, Aves, Passeriformes, Maluridae.
UGCUAUUAAAGCUGUGCAGUGGAAUGCAAAGGAURGGACUCUGCCCCUGCCAUCGGGUGUGAUGUUCAGUCACAAUCUCAUCUCAGCAUGACACCGAGAGGAGCAGCCCCACUGAUCGUGUAAGGCCUUGUUUAUUCAGUGUUUACAUCACAAUUCCCAGCAAUUUUUAGCUUGAAAAAUAAUAACCAACAGAGGACAAUAACAGCCUUUCAAACACAAAGUUUGAAGCUUUGCAUUAAGUAGGUGGAGCCGCGCAGCAGCAGGUGUGACCUGGUUGGUGUUAUCUGGGAUGAAGCCUGACAGAAGGAGAUCUCCUUUGGGGUUACCCAACACAGAUACAGAUGCAGCUGGGAAUCCAAGCACUGUGGAGCAGCAGAGGGUGAGCAUCCCUGUGCCAAGUGCCCCUGGAGGGCAGRCACAGAGCUGUUCUGCAUCUCUCCAGGCUCCUCAGAGAGCUUCUGCAAGGCUCGCGACAAAUAACUGAGAGGCCGACCCCGAGAACUUGCUCUGAGCCUUCCAAGGGAUGAACUCUUUGCCCCUAACAGUGCAUUGUGGACAUCAGGGAAGAGAGAAGGGAAUGCAGAGCUCUGCCUGUGCAGCACUUGUUGGAUGACCUGGGCAUGAUAUUCUAUUUUUUAAGRAUUAUCUUUGUUCCUUUGAAGAUGUUGGCAGUAUGGAUCAUUGUUCUUUUUCUUCUCAGUGCAGCCAGAGGAAGGCAAGUGUGCUUCAAAAGGCUUGGAUGCUUUUCAGACAGCCCCCCUUGGGCUGGGAUCCCAGGGAGACAACUGGCGGGCUUGCCCAGCUCUCCAGGUGUUGUGAACACAAAUUUCCUUCUUUACACCAGAGACAACAUGAUGAAAUACCAAAAAAUUUCAGCUACAAACCCUUCGACCAUAAAAGCUUCGAAUUUCCGAACGCACAGGAAAACUCGCUUCAUUAUACACGGGCACCUGGCURGAGCAGAUCUGCCCUGGAUCACGAGCAUAUGCAGGUUCAUGUUCCACACUGAAGAUGUGAACUGCAUUUUGACGGAGUGGACGGGCGGCUCCAGCGGUUUGUACACGGACGCGGUCAACAACGUCCGCAUYGUGGGGGCCGAGCUGGAGUACCUGGUGAACUUCCUCGAGAAAGACUACGGCUACUCUCCUGCCAACAUCCAUUUCAUCGGCCACAGUCUCGGAGCACACGUUGCAGGGGAGGCAGGSAGGAGGAAACCUGGCAUUGGAAGAAUAACAGGUUUGGAUCCAGCUGGGCCCCUUUUCCAGUACACUCCCACAAUGGUUAGGCUGGAUCCUUCAGAUGCAACGUUUGUUGAUAUAAUUCACACUCAUGCUGGUCAUCUUUUCUUUGACUUUGCUCCAGGGAUUCUUCAGCCUUGUGGCCACYUGGAUUUUUACCCAAAUGGUGGGAAGAAGAUGCCAGGGUGCAACCAGCUUCGUGUGCCUCCUGCAACUCGGGAUAUCAAUGACCUGAUGAGAGCAUACAGAUCUUUUGGAUGUGGACAUAAAAGGAGUCUCAGGUAUUAUGCUGAGAGUAUCAUCACUCCAAAUGGAUUUGUUGGGUACCAGUGUGACACAUACCGAGGGUUUGUAUUGGGARACUGUUUCCCAUGUCCGAAGGAAGGAUGCCCACUGAUGGGUCAUUAUGCUGACAGGUUUUCACAUAAAACUGAAAAAGAACAACAAAAGGUUUAUUUGAACACGGGGCCCUCCCCUCCCUAUGCUCGCUGGUGAAAAAAGAUACACGUCAAAGUAUGUGCAUCAGAAACCAUGAAGGGAAAUAUAGAUGUAGCCUUGACUGGAACUAAUGGGAUCAGGAAAAAAUAUACCAUCAACAAGGGAACUUUCAAACCAGGCAACACAUACUUGAACUACAUUGAUACAGAAAUUCCUGGGAAUAUUUCAAAAGUUGAGUUUCUCUGGAAAAAGCAUCUUGGUCAUGUAGACAGAGGCUGCAUGGGAGCUGAAGAAGUCACAAUAAUAUCUGGGGAAACUGGAAAUAUGUCGGUGUUCUGUGGCUGUGGCACGGUGCAGCCCAGCAUGUGGCAAGCCCUGGCCAUGUGCUGAGGAUCUCCUGGGACACUGCAGCAACACUCACCCCCUGGAGGAGGAUUGCAGCCAGCAGAAAAGGUGAACGAGGCUCCCCCAACAGACUGAGAAACACACCCAGCUUUUGGGGUUAAAUCUCACAGUUUGGGAAAAAUUGGAGCUGCAGGUCAAGCCAUCAAGGAGCGGUUACAUGAUGURUGAUUGACAUGGCCAUGCUUUGUGUGUCAGGCUGUGAUUGGUUAAACAGAGYCAUAGACCCCGCCUAACCASAGAURUGAUUGGAUAAGAAGG